UGCUGCUCUUCCAGCCUUUUUGUGCUUUCUCCUCCUGCCCAGUCUCUCCUGCUCCUGCCCCAGUCGCUGCCUCUGCUUCAGGACCACAGUGAGAUGCAUGCAUCUGAUGCUGGAAACCAUCCCCGAUAUCCCACCCCAGACAAACAUACUGGAUUUACGCUUCAACCACAUCAAGGAGAUACAACCUGGAGCCUUCAGAAGACUGAAGAACCUCAACACGCUGCUGCUGAACAACAAUCAAAUAAAACAAAUUGUGAGAAGAUCCUUUGAAGAUCUGGAGAACCUGAAAUACCUCUACCUUUAUAAAAAUGAAAUUCAGAGCAUCCAGCAACAUGCCUUCAACGGGCUUCGUUCUCUGGAACAGCUCUAUCUGCAUUUCAACAACCUGGAAAGUCUGGAGCUGGAGACUUUUAGUGACCUGCCAAAACUUGAAAGGCUAUUCUUGCACAACAACAAGAUUUCCAGGAUUCAUCCAGGGACAUUCUCUCAACUGGAAUCCCUCAAACGGCUGCGGCUGGACUCCAACGCUUUGCUUUGUGACUGUGACCUGAUGUGGCUGGCAGAGCUGCUGAGGAAAUAUGCUGAGCAGGGCAGCAUCCAGACAGCAGCCACCUGCGAGGCACCACGGGACCUGCACGGCCGCUCCAUCGUCACCCUGACCGCCCAGGAGUUCAACUGCGAUUAA
This is a messenger RNA of Calidris pugnax (ruff), 685 nucleotides long. Its product is annotated as peroxidasin homolog. Gene Ontology annotation, molecular function: protein binding. The record is from RefSeq and is a predicted model, not a curated record. Gene Ontology annotation, cellular component: plasma membrane. NCBI's taxonomy places the organism in Eukaryota, Metazoa, Chordata, Aves, Charadriiformes, Scolopacidae. The transcript has 8 exons. The coding region runs from base 98 to 685 and encodes 195 amino acids. Gene Ontology annotation, biological process: cell surface receptor signaling pathway.